Messenger RNA from Mesocestoides corti, 447 nucleotides. The record is from the annotation of a GenBank genome assembly. Lineage: Eukaryota; Metazoa; Platyhelminthes; Cestoda; Cyclophyllidea; Mesocestoididae.
AUGGGAAAGCGAGGGUAUGUUGCCAAAGAAUGCCAUUCCACCGAUGAGAUCGCAUUACCUGUAUCACAAAUCGAAAAAUUUAUUGACUGCUUAGAUGCUUUCAAGAAUCACAUGACUAGUGAUGCCCCCACAACCCCACCAUUCACACUGGAAUCUCUUUCGAUGAUGAAGCUUUUUCCUUUCAAGGGUUCACACGGACAAAAUCCCACGACCUCUAAUCUUCUGCCAACAUUCAAAAAAAAACAGCCCCAUGAAUCAUUCGUGGAACACCGUCGCUUGAUGCUGUCGCCCAAAGACUGCGAGGUUGAAGUUACGGUUUUUGAAAUGUGCCACCCCACCAGCGUGCUAUUUCCCCUGGAACAGCAGAUGACAAACACUGCGAAGAGCUACAUCAGCCAGCCGGUUUUUCUCGUCAACAGUGACUUGAAAACGCAUCAUUUGCCUUAA